Scheffersomyces amazonensis is the source of this 2147-nucleotide messenger RNA. RefSeq names its product RNA helicase. The coding region runs from base 400 to 2133 and encodes 577 amino acids. Gene Ontology annotation, biological process: positive regulation of transcription by RNA polymerase I. The transcript has a single exon. Gene Ontology annotation, cellular component: nucleolus; intracellular anatomical structure. Gene Ontology annotation, molecular function: double-stranded RNA binding; helicase activity. Lineage: Eukaryota; Fungi; Ascomycota; Pichiomycetes; Serinales; Debaryomycetaceae. The record is from RefSeq and is a predicted model, not a curated record.
AAUGAAGAAGAUGAAGAUGAAGAUGACUAUGCUUCCAGAUUUAGUCAAACAUUAUCUACUACUCAACUUCUUAAGAAAUCUAAUGAAUUAUUACAAGUAAGAACUGGUUUACCUGUAUAUCAACAUAAAGAUGAUAUAAUUCGAUACGUAAAAUCCAAUCAAAUUACAAUUAUCAUUGGUGAAACAGGGUCUGGUAAAUCUACUCAAAUUCCUCAAUUCUUAUUACCUAUCAAUAAGGGUCAAAUUGCUGUAACACAACCUCGUAGAGUGGCAGCUGCAUCAUUAGCAGGAAGAGUUAGUGAAGAAUAUGGAUGUAAAUUAGGUCAAGAAGUAGGUUAUCAAGUCCGAUUUUCUAAUUUUACUUCUCAAUCUACUAGAUUAAAAUAUUUAACCGAUGGUAUGCUUCUAAGAGAAAUCAUGUUGGAUGGGAAAUUAUCAAAAUAUUCAACCAUUAUUCUAGAUGAAGCGCAUGAAAGAACAAUUUUAACGGAUUUAAUUAUGGGGUUUUUAAAACAAUUAAUAGUGAAUCAAAUAAGACCAGAUUUAAAAGUUAUAGUCAUGUCAGCCACUUUGAAUGCUGAAUUGUUUAGUAAUUUCUUUGCUCAUGCUCCAAUCUUAUUCAUUGAAGGGAAAAUGUAUCCAGUAACUCAAUAUUAUUUAACUGAUUCAUCUGAAGAUAUUGUAGAUACUAUGAUUAGAACCAUAAUUCAAGUUAAUAUGUCGGAAUUAGAAGGUGAUAUAUUAUGUUUCUUACCAGGUCAAGAAGAAAUUGAUAAUUGUGUAGCAGCUUUAAAUCAAGUUGCUCCACAAUUACCAAAAGAAGCUCCAUUAAUUGUUGCCUUACCAUUAUAUGCUGCAUUAUCACCAGCUCAACAAGCUCAUAUAUUUGAUAAAUUACCACCAAGAAGAAGAAAAGUUAUAUUAGCUACAAAUAUUGCUGAAACUUCUAUUACUGUUAGUGGAGUUAAAUAUGUUAUUGAUUCAGGUUUAAGAAAAGUUAAAGUUUGGAAACAUCAAUUAGGUUUAUCAACUUUACUUACGGCUCCAAUUUCUCAAGCUUCAGCUAAACAAAGAGCUGGUAGAGCAGGAAGAGAAUCUCCAGGUAAAGUAUUUAGAUUAUAUCUGGAGAAAGUAUUUCAAACUAAAUUACCUGCCCAACAAGAAUCAGAAAUUAUGAGAAAUGAUAUAAUAUUACCAAUUUUAACAUUAAAAAAAUUAGGAGUUGAUGAUUUAUUAAAUUGGUCUUGGUUAGAACAUCCAGGACAAGAAUCAAUUUUAAGUGCUUUAAAUACUUUAUAUGCAUUAGGAGCUUUAAAUGAUAAUGGGAAAAUUACUUCCUUAGGAUAUAAGAUGGCAGUAUUACCAUUACCUCCACAAUUAUCAGUUGUUUUAAUAACUGCUUUUGAAACAGGAGUAUUAAAUUCUGUUCUUGAUAUUGUAUCAUGUUUAUCAGUUGAUAAUUUAGUAUUAAAUGUAGGAGGUAAUGGUGAAUUAAGAGAUGAAAUAAAUUUUAAAAGAAGAGAAUUUUGUCCAUUGGGUGCAAAAUAUGGUGAUUUAAUUGCCUUAAAGGAAUAUUUUAAUUAUUAUCGAGAACUUUCUCAAUCAGGUAAUAGUUCUGAAGCUAAAGAAUGGUGUAAAGAAUUACAUCUUAGUUUUAAAGGAUUUAAGAAUGUAUUAAAAGUAAAACAACAAUUAAAGGAUUAUAUGUUUGCAACCAUAAAGCAAGAUGAUAGUCUUAAAUAUCAAGAAAAGGAUAAACAAUUAAAAAUAUUGAAAGCUCAAUUAGAUGUUUCUGAUAAUAAAGACGAAGAAGAUGAUGAAGAAGAAGGAAAAGAUGUUAACAAUUCAUUAGAUGUACCUGGCGUAUUAAAAGCAUUCUUAAAAGGUUAUAUCACCAAUACAGCAAUUGGAAUGCCAGAUAGAUCAUAUAGAACAUUUACUACAGGUCAAUUAAUUAGUAUUCACCCUUCAUCUAACCUUUUUGGAAAGGGAGGAUUGGAUGCUAUAACAUAUAUUGAAUAUGUUUAUACAUCCAAAGCAUACGGUAGAACUUGUUCUGCUAUAGAAUUAAGUUGGUUACAAGAAGUUGCUCCCCAUAUGAUAGGAGCAGCCAAAGUUAACGUAAGAGAUUAAAUUUAAAUUUAUGU